This is a messenger RNA of Actinia tenebrosa (Australian red waratah sea anemone), 2898 nucleotides long. Its product is annotated as histamine H2 receptor-like. Gene Ontology annotation, molecular function: G protein-coupled receptor activity. Gene Ontology annotation, cellular component: membrane. The record is from RefSeq and is a predicted model, not a curated record. NCBI's taxonomy places the organism in Eukaryota, Metazoa, Cnidaria, Anthozoa, Actiniaria, Actiniidae. Gene Ontology annotation, biological process: G protein-coupled receptor signaling pathway.
GAUUUGUCAGCAGUGAGAUCGUCCGUUAAACAUCAAGUCAUGACGGGUUUAUCUCGAGGUUUUAACUUCACUCCCACGUUGAAGUCCACUAAUGAAGAAGGAUUCGGCAAUAGCACGGAAGGUGAACAAAUGAGCCCCGUGCUCGUACAUAUAUUCACCACACUUUAUCUUUUCGUCGAGAUCAUUGGAAUAGCCGGCAACCUAGCUAUCUUAGUUGCUUUCUUCAGGGUUCGCAAGCUGAGGACCAAGAUCAAUUUUUUCUUGAUAAGUUUAGCAUUUUCUGAUUUGACAUUUCUCAUUGCUUUUCUUCCUCUACAACUGGAAUGGCACUUGAAGAAAAUMUUUAUUCAUUCGUUGCUCGUAUGCGAGAUGAUGUGCACUGUGUAUUACUUUAUAAUCUCUUGUUCCUGCCUUAACCUCAUGGCGGUCAGUGGAUACCGUUACUUGACCAUUUGCUAUCCAUUCCUCUCCAAGAGAAUCGUAAAGAACCAGGUACUCUAUGUAGUAGCUCUUAUCUGGGCUUAUUCUGCAAUCACCGCAAUGCUCCCAGUCUUAGGAUGGCGUUCUCAACCUAGUUCUGUCGAUUACCAAUUCUGUGAUUUCACUUUCGACAGGGGCUUCAUUUUUUUUACUAUUGGUGUAAACUGGUUUCUGCCGGCUUUAGCCGUCUUUGUGUUUUAUGGGCUCAUUUUCAGAAUUACCCGAAUACAAGCCAAGAAAAUUGCCAAGAACCAAAUCACCUUGGAAAAAAGUGAACGCAAGAGGCGUAAUUAUCUACUAAAAGGAGCCAUCAGCCUCUCGAAAAUCGUCGCUGUGUAUUUGGUAUGCUGGUUGCCAUUUAUAAUUAAGUGUUUUCUUAGCCAGCUAGACAACUAUGAGCUAAUCCCUUUCGUCUAUCACUAUCUCAUAAUGUUCCUUACCUACAGCAAUUCGGCGAUAAACCCGUUUCUUUACGCAGGACUAUGCGAGGACUUCAAUUCGGCAUUUCGAAAAAUCUACAGGCAAUUCUUAAGCAGCAUGAGGUCAAUUGGGAACUCGUCAGGAGACUAUCUUAGAACACCAUUAAAUGUCCUACACCAACGAAGUAUAAGCUCCAACCAAAACAAUAACAUUCAGUUAUCAACACAAGUAGGACGAAAAACGUUUGGAUCGAGAUCAUCAYUGUAUCAACAAGCAGCGACGAUGUUGAGUUCGACAGCUUGAUGCGCUACGACUAGAUUUCCAGCCUAUACUAGACACUAAAUAAAGAUAAUUGUUUAUUCAUUUUUUAUUUUGGCCGGCAAUACGAUGUCAAAGCUACUUGGCAAAGUCAGUAUAACUUGCUUGAGUGAUAAUAGGAGACAACAGCUAGCGAUGAAUAAUUGCUCUAUUGAGGCUACUUGGGAAAGUAUUAGUAACAAYUGUAUACAUUGAAACCGAAAAGAAAGAAAGCUAAACCGACAGAUAACUUAGCAAAGUAGCGAUUGCAUGUUAGCAAGCAUAAGAUAGCAAAGAACAAAAUACAGUGGGAAAAAAUGAAUAAAUGAAUCGAUGAAUGAAUGAAUGGAAGAAUGAAUGAAGGAAGGAAGGAAGGAAGGAAGGAAGGAAGGAGUGGAUGGAUGAAUGAAUGAAUGAAUGAAUGAAUGAAUGAAUGAAUGAAUGAAUGAAUGGAUGAGUAGAUGAAUGAAUGAAUGAACCAUAGAACGAACGAACGUACGAUCGAAUGAAAAGAACGAAUGAAGGAAUGGAUGGUUGCGGACGAACCCUGGAAUGGAAAGAAGGAACGAAAUAAAUUCUAUAAAUAAAAAGUACUAAAAGUUAUAACAAAAAAGAGCAGAAAGAAGAAAGAAGAAAAAAGAAAAAAUCAAAAUCAAAAAACAAAAAACAAACAAAAACAAAAAAACGAAUGAACACACACACACACACACACAAAGAAAUGUAAACUAACCCUCUUUAUUGACAUACUGAUUUGUCUAACAAAAACCUCUAUUUCUACUUGAUCUAUAAACUUGUGGUAGACCAUAAAAAUAUUAACGGAAGUAAUUCCUUAGCGAAUYUAAAAGAUAAAUUUAUUAACGAUACAAAAGAAGCAUGGAAGCAGUUGAAGAAAAUAAUCUAGGAAAAUACAUWUUCGUAUCAAUUGCGCAGCUGAAAUGUUUCCUAUUAAAACCAAAUGCAAAAAAGRAAAAAAAACGUCUUUGGUUCGAGAUCUGAUGGAAUGAACGAUCUGAGUUUGAACGGAAUUUUUGUUAUUUAAUGUUUUGGGRCUAAAAUAAUACGAAAAAUCAUUUUUCUCAAAGCUUGUGCCUYAUGCAUAUUCCAAUCCGUAAAGGAAACUACGUUGUUCGGCAGUGAAUGUAUUAAAACUUGAAUCGUGCUACUCGUUCUCAGAUUUCAGAUCUCCAACUGACAACGUUUUUUGAAAAAGCUAAGGUUUCAAGUAUWAAUGUAUGGUGCCUGUUGAGAAAUUUUCGGUGAUAAUAAAUGAGAAAGAAAUUUAAAUCUAAAAAUAAAGGUAAACGAAACAAAAAAAAAAAAAUUAGAAAGUAAAAUUUUCUGGUAGUCUUCUCGGCGGUAUAAUUAAGCUCCAAAAACGCAAACGAUCAAUAGUCUCAUUUAAAAUUCCUAUGACAACUUUUAAUCCUAGCCUAGCUCUUAGUUUCACUAUUUAAAUGGUAUUCUAAUAACAAAAUAAGGUAAUCAUGGCAACUUAUUGARUUUGAAAUACGUUUAGUUUUCAGUUCCUCUAGAAUUCUAAAAUGUGGAAGUAAAAAGACUGUUGUGUUUGAAGUAUGUGUGUUUGCKGUAUAUAUGGCCAUAAGAUUUAGUACGCACGCGUCAGACUAUAGCUGUGGGGCAUAUUUAUUGUAUUAUUUAUUAAAUCAAAUUUGAAACAUAGAAUAAACUGGAUAAAUGAUA